UUUGACCUAUCAAUCAAUAUCAACAAACCUUUCAAGUUUGAACUUGAACCUUUGUACUCCACUUCACCGACCAAAGAGGCUUCUCCCGUGAUCAAUGGAGGAAACCGGAGAAUGCUCUUCUUCAACUUCAGCAAAGCACUUAGAUGAAAUUUGGGCCAAACUUGUUCCAUCAGACGAGAGAUAUUCAGAUGUGGAGAUAAGGUCAGAUGAAAAAGUAAUAUCUUCAGAGAUAUCAGCUAAUUCUAGUGACAAACAUAGCUGGUGCAAAAUAGUACGGAAUCCUGACCUAUGUUCGGCCACAAUGGAGAACAAGAGUCAAGAUACAAUUCUUGUUGAUGGGGCUGUGAUACACAGUGAUGACACCAUUGUCAUUAAGGAUGGAAGCCAAAUUAUCCCAGGUCCUGAUAGGGAAGGAUUUGUCAGCUACAAAUUUCAUAUAAUGUCUAGCCCAGAUGGCUCCCAGAGGCAGCUAAAGGUUGGUAUUGUCUAAUAUUGCUG
This is a messenger RNA of Vigna umbellata (rice bean), 498 nucleotides long. The record is from RefSeq and is a predicted model, not a curated record. NCBI's taxonomy places the organism in Eukaryota, Viridiplantae, Streptophyta, Magnoliopsida, Fabales, Fabaceae.